AAUGAUAAAAAGCAUGGGAAAGGAAGAUAUGUUUAUUAUAGCAAGUAUGAAUAUUAUGAUGGAGUUUGGAGAAGAAUGGAAAAGAGGAUUUGGAAUUAUGAAAUUUAAUGAUAGGCAAGAGUAGAUGGAAAGAGGGUAAAUGAGCAAUUAUGUGGCUAAGCCAAAAUGUAAUACCUUUAAUGGAAUACUUAUAGAGAAGAGUAGGAUAGGAAUUAAGAAAAAAUGGUGAUGAAGUUUUUACAAUGUG
Paramecium octaurelia is the source of this 247-nucleotide messenger RNA. Lineage: Eukaryota; Ciliophora; Oligohymenophorea; Peniculida; Parameciidae. The record is from the annotation of a GenBank genome assembly.